AUGGCGAAGACAGUGGACUUGGUGGGCCCGGCGCCCUGGGGCUUCCGGAUCUCAGGGGGCAGAGAUUUCCACACCCCCAUCGUGGUGACCAAGGUGACCGAGAGGGGGAAGGCUGAGGCUGCUGACCUCCGGCCUGGCGACAUCAUCAUGGCCAUUAAUGGCGUGAGCACAGGGACCAUGCUUCAUGCUGAAGCCCAGAGCAAGAUCCGCCAGAGCCCUUCACCCUUGCGGCUGCAGUUGGACCGGUCCCGAGCUGCCUCUCCAGGGUGUACCAAUGGAGAUGGUUCCAUGGAGGCGAGGGCAACUCGUUUCCAGGGCUCUGCGAGGACCCACACCGGCAGCCAAUCCUCCCUGAACUCCUCCUGCUCCAGCCUGACCCCCCACAGCCCCCGCGCUGGCAGCCCGAACCUGCUGCCUGGAGAAGCAGCGAUUGGGCGCAGUUUCCAGAGCCUGGCACACACUGCAGGGCCCCCGGCUGCCUCCUCUGAGGGCUGCCCCAGAAGUCGCCAGGCUGGCCUGGGCCGCGCUGGAGACUCGGCUGUGCUGGUAUUACCACCCCAGUCCCGGUCCCCCAGGCUCAGGUACUGGACCCUGGAGGGCAGGCGGGGCGUGGACCUUCUGGAAGAGGACUCUGAAGUCUUCAAGAUGCUACAGGAGAACAGAGAGGGGCGAGGGGCCCCCCGGCAGUCCAGUUCCUUUCGACUUCUGCAGGAAGCUCUGGAGGCUGAGGAGAAAGGACCCAGGCUGUGCGUAUCCAGGAGGGCCGGUUCCGCCACCCCAGCUGCUAUACCUGCACCGACUGCGGCCUGAACCUGAAGAUGCGGGGCCACUUCUGGGUGGGUGAUGAGCUGUACUGUGAGAAGCAUGCCCGCCAGCGCUACGUGGCGCCAG
Messenger RNA from Suncus etruscus (white-toothed pygmy shrew), 891 nucleotides. RefSeq names its product PDZ and LIM domain 2 (gene PDLIM2). The record is from RefSeq and is a predicted model, not a curated record. Lineage: Eukaryota; Metazoa; Chordata; Mammalia; Eulipotyphla; Soricidae. The transcript has 8 exons. The coding region runs from base 1 to 810 and encodes 269 amino acids. Gene Ontology annotation, molecular function: actin binding; muscle alpha-actinin binding. Gene Ontology annotation, biological process: actin cytoskeleton organization; muscle structure development; heart development. Gene Ontology annotation, cellular component: Z disc; filamentous actin; adherens junction.